CUCUCUUAAAACCUAAUCAAAUCGACCUCCAGACUUCACCGCCAAACAAUGGAGCAGUGGAAGCCUGGGCGAAUUCACAGAGAUAGAGAUGAAAGACUCUAGGCGUCAGAUCGUUGUGCUUCCUGUUGUUUUUCUCCUCGAUCAAUCUACAUUUUCUUUCUGGUUCGUUACCUUUCUCAGAUUCCCAAUCUUCUCCUCUUUCUACAAACCAUUUCAACUCAAUAAGGAAAAAAGGAUAACAAGAAAGGAAAAAGACGGGAACUCACCUACAAACACCGUACGCCGCAACUUCUGCAAGGUGAUCACGGGGAAGAGGGAGAGGACGGAACCCUAAUGGAAGGGAUCGAACUCCUAUAAAUAAAGUUGAACCCUAAGACGAACGAAUCAAUUUCUGAGAUCUAGAACACCGAUCAAAAUAAUCUCCAACAUCUCUCGAUUCUAAUUCGGAAGAAGAAGCAGAAACAACAGUAACUCCAGGUUUCUUCCCCCAUUCUGGAAGACUGCAAAAGAGUGGAGCUUACAAGACCUUCAAACAUCCCCAGACAGUUUAUAUCCACCCAAGCUCUAGUAUAGCCCAGAUAUGAAGUGUUCUUUAGUUAGUGCCCAGUUGUCUCAAUUAUGAAUUCUCUAGACAAUGAUCUUCUGAUGGAGCAGCUUAUCUAGUCAAUUAGGUACCAUUAUCUAUGUCAACCAGGGAUAAGGAAAACAUAAUGGAUCACUUGUAAUAUUGAACCUGACAUACACCAUCUCUCUAUUGAUAGAAGAAAGCUUCCUAAUAGUUUUGUUGUGAGACUCUUCAAGAGAUCCCCAUUAUUGCUACAGAAACUGUCUUCGUCGGUUGAUGCGACAAGUGAAAUUGGUGGGAAAAAUGUUGAACUCGGAAGUUACUAUUCUGAAGAGGUUUCCUACAUCCAACAAAAGCUCUCUUCUUCGAUCUCUCGUUUUGUCUGCUUCUAUUGCUGCUGCUAAAUCCGGUCUUUAUUUUUAUUCAAACAUUGACACAGACCCAACAAGACCAUCCUUAUGGAUUUCUGUUAAUAUCCCAAAGCAUGAUCAUCCAUCUUGGUGGCCAUGGAGAACUUGGGGACCAAUGUUUCUUCAGCCCUCUUUUAAUUGCCUAGGAAAUGUGCCAUUGUUUUUCUCUAGGUCUGGAGGAGAUAUUCCACCACCCGCAGAUACGAGCAAAGAAGCUAAAGGUUAUAAUGGGUGCUUCAGUAGAGAUUCAAUUGCCAAUGUUGCUGCAAUAACUGGUCCUACUGUAGUUAAUUUGUCUGUCUCACAAGAUUUACACAGAGUUACCUUGGGAAAGAGUGUUGGUUCUGGCACCAUAAUGGAUUCUGAUAGUACUAUAUUGACGUGCGCUCAUUUGGUUGUGAGUCACCAUGGCUUGUCAACCAAAGUGGGGAAGGUUGAUGUAACAUUACAAGAUGGUAGGACAUUUGAAGGAUAAUUGAUCAACGCGGACUUGCAAUAAUAUUGCAAUAGUGAAGAUUGACUCCAAAACCCUGCUUUCAUCUGCAAAACUUGGCUCUUCAAGUAACCUUCGUCCUGGAGAUUGGGUGCUUGCAAUGGGGUGUCCUCUUUCCCUUCAGAAUAUUGUUACAGCUGGUAUUAUGAGGUAUUCUUAUUAAUCUUAACCAUUGUAGUUCACCAUUUGGCUUGAUGGUACUCUUUUUGAAGAUUUGUAAAAGCAACGACUUGGUUAUUGGAGGAAUGCGGAGGGAAUACUCACAUACUGAUUGUCCUCACUUUGAUGUCCAUCGAUUAUAUAUGAUUUGAUUACAGUUUUAAAUACAGUUUUAAAGAGUUAAGAAACAUGUGUUUGAACAGGGUAAUUCAGUUGGACCUCUUGUGAGCAUUGAUGGUGAGGUUGUAGGUGUGAACAUUAUGAAAAUAAGGGCUGCUGAUGGAUUGAGCUUUUCUGUACAUUGAGUUGUGACAAUUAUUUAUUUAUUUGAUUAUGAUAUUAUUUCAUGAGAAAAUUUAUGUU
Impatiens glandulifera is the source of this 1990-nucleotide messenger RNA. RefSeq names its product putative protease Do-like 14. The coding region runs from base 842 to 1450 and encodes 202 amino acids. The record is from RefSeq and is a predicted model, not a curated record. NCBI's taxonomy places the organism in Eukaryota, Viridiplantae, Streptophyta, Magnoliopsida, Ericales, Balsaminaceae. The transcript has 9 exons.